Messenger RNA from Chenopodium quinoa (quinoa), 3263 nucleotides. Its product is annotated as golgin candidate 6-like. NCBI's taxonomy places the organism in Eukaryota, Viridiplantae, Streptophyta, Magnoliopsida, Caryophyllales, Amaranthaceae. The transcript has 20 exons. Gene Ontology annotation, biological process: endoplasmic reticulum to Golgi vesicle-mediated transport; transcytosis; intracellular protein transport. The record is from RefSeq and is a predicted model, not a curated record. The coding region runs from base 247 to 2994 and encodes 915 amino acids. Gene Ontology annotation, cellular component: Golgi stack; ER to Golgi transport vesicle membrane; cytoplasm.
GCCCUCGUGAUAAACAAUCGGUUAAACUAGGAUUCUGUACUCCUUCCAUGUUAAUUUAAACUUUUUCCUCCUUUGGAUCUUAUUUCAUCACCAACUUACCCUGCCUCGCUGCACACCCUUCCCCCCUCUCUCCUCCAUUGAAGCGUAUUCUGAAUUCUCCAUUGAAGCGACUUCUGAGCUUUCUCUCCUCAAUUGAAGCGGCUUCUAAAGUUAGCAGAACGCGGUUGAAGUGGCAGGUUAAUUAGGAUGGAUUUUGUAUCUGGCUAUAAGGGAGUUGUUGGACGUGUGUUUGGAAAUGAUAAUGCUACUUCAAAUGAAGAUAGUUAUGUUGAACGGUUGCUUGAUCGAAUAAAUAAUGGUGCAAAGGCUGAGGAUAGAAGGAUGGCAAUGGUUGAACUUCAAUCUGUUGUUGCAGAAAACCAUUCUGCACAGCUAGCUUUUGGAGCAAUGGGCAUGCCAGUAUUACUAAGUGUGCUGAAAGAUGAGCGAGAUGACGUAGAAAUGAUUCGAGGUGCUUUAGAAACCCUUGUUAGUUCUUUGACUCCUCUUAAUCAUGCAAAAAUGGCAAAGAUUGAAGUGGAGCCAUCUAAAUUGAAUGCUGAUUUAUUAUCAAGAGAAGUAGACAAUAUAUCUCUCCUCCUCAGCUUGUUGGCGGAGGAUGAUUUCUAUGUAAGAUACUAUACCCUACAAGUAUUAACUGCUCUUCUCACAAAUUCGCUAAACAGAUUACAAGAGUCUAUUUUGACUAUUCCUCGUGGCAUAACUCGAUUGAUGGACAUGCUGAUGGAUCGUGAGGUUAUACGCAAUGAGGCCUUGCUGCUCCUUAUGUACUUGACUCGUGAAGCUGAGGAAAUACAAAAAAUUGUAGUGUUUGAAGGAGCUUUUGAAAAGAUAUUUACCAUUAUGAAAGAGGAAGGUGGUUCGGAUGGUGGAGUUGUUGUUCAGGAUUGUCUUCAACUCUUGAAUAAUAUAUUGCGUAACAAUACCUCUAAUCAGACUCUAUUGAGGGAGACAGUGGGAUUUGAUCCUAUAAUAUCACUUUUUAGGCUUCGAGGAGUCUCUUAUAGCUUUACGCAGCAAAAGACAAUAAAUCUGCUCAGCACAUUGGAGACUGUUAAUCUGCUGAUAGCCAGUGGUCCACAAACUGACACAGGGAAAGAUACGGAUAGUAUGACCAACAAAACAGUCUUGGUUCAGAGAAAAAUUUUGGAUUAUCUCCUUAUGCUAGGAGUUGAGAGCCAACGGGCUCCUGUUACUGUUCGUUGUGCGGCACUACACUGUAUUGGUGAUAUAAUUGCUCGACAUCCUAAGAACAUUGAUGAGCUUGCCAGUAAAGUUCUUGGAGAAGAACCACAAGUAGAACCUGCUCUAAAUUCCAUUCUUCGAAUCAUUUUACGAACUUCUAGCAUGCAAGAGUUUGUUGAUGCAGAUUAUGUUUUCAAGAACUUUUGUGAGAAUAAUCCUGAUGGUCAGCGACUAUUAGCAUCCACGUUUACACCCCAGCCACAGUCAAUGGCUCAUGCUCCACUAGAAGAUGAUGUAAAUAUGUCAUUUGGAAGUAUGCUGCUCCAUGGUCUGUCAAUGAGUGAAAGUGAUGGGGAUCUUGAGAUAUGUGCACGGGCUGCUAGUGUUUUGUCUCAUAUGCUGAAGGACAACACCCAAUGCAAAGAGAAGGCUUUAAAAGUUGAACUGGGGGCAACAAUGCAGUCUAUGGGGACCCCUGAGCCAUUAAUGCACCGCAUGGUAAAGUACUUGGCUGUUUCUUCUUCCAUGGAUAGUAAAGAUGGAAAGUCAAAUGGAAAAGCAGAUCUUUACAUUCAGGAAAUGAUUCUAAAACUUCUGAUAGUGUGGCUUGUUGAUUGCCCAAGUGCGGUGAAUUGUUUUCUUGAUGCACGCCCCCAUCUCACCUAUCUUCUUGAGUUGCUCUCAAAUCAAUCUGCAACAGUAUGCACUCAGGGGCUAGCUGCUGUCCUUUUGGGAGAGUGUGUUCUGUACAAUAAGUGUAUUGAAAAUGGUAAAGAUUCUUACGGCAUAGUUGAUGCAAUCAGUCAAAAAGCUGGGCUUACCUCAUUCUUUCUGAAGUUCGAUGAGAUGCAAAAGAACUUCCUGUUUUCCUCCAAGAAGCUUUCUGAACAGCACAAACCUUUGACUAGAUCCAAUGGUGCUAGUAUGGAGGAUGUUGACAACGAACAAGAUGAUGCUAGUGUGACGGAUAAAAGAACUGACAAUGAGGUGCAUCCAAUUCUGGCUUCACUCUUUGAUGCUGGCUUUGUUGCAAUGGUUAGUAGCUUGGAGGUUAACAUAAGAGAGAGAUUUGUCGACGUUUAUAGUAAUCCAAAAGCAAAGGUGGCAGUUGUUCCUGCUGAAUUGGAUCAAAGAAGUGGGGAGAGUGAUGGGGAUUAUAUUAAGCGUCUUAAAACCUUCGUGGAGAAACAGUGCUCUGAAAUCCAGGAUCUCCUUGGCCGUAAUGCAAGCUUAGCUGAAGGCAUGGCUAUGUCAGGCGCAGGGUCUGAGCAAAAGACUAGUGGGCCGUCAGAUAGAGUCCAGGCGGAGACAUACCGCAGAGAACUUCGAGAAGCAACUCAGCGACUUGAGAUGUUCAAGAAUGAGAAUGCUAAACUUGGAAAUGAUGUUUCCAUAUACCAGAAUUUGGCUAGUAAGAUGGAGUCUGAAUUGAAGAGCUUAUCCGAUGCUUAUUGCAGUCUGGAACAGGCCAACUCCCAACUAGAGAAAGAGGUCAAGUCUUUAAGAAGCGGCGGUGCUGCACCUUACCCAGAUAUUGAGGCAAUUAAAGAGGAAGCGAGAGAAGAAGCACAGAAGGAUAGCGAGGCAGAGUUAAAUGAUUUACUUGUUUGCUUAGGACAAGAGCAAAGCAAAGUUGAGAGACUUACUGCUAGGCUGUUGGAGCUUGGAGAGGAUGUUGACCAGCUGCUUGAAGGAGUAGGAGACGAUACUGGCUUACCAGACGAUGACGACGAAGACGAUGAGGAGUGAUUUAUGCACUAUGUAAAAUCUCUUUUUCUUAUCCACUCUUACAGAAUUACGUAUUUAAUUAUUUGCAUUUGUGUUAAAUUAUUACUAUGUCCUGUACAUUAUCUCUAGUCAGUUGUACAGUUGAUUUGUUGGUGGUACACAGGAAUUGGAUUAUAAUCCGUCGUGUGAGCCAAAAUUCGAAGUACUUUGUAAUAAUCACUGCCUAAGAUCAAUGUAAAAACACCUCACCAAGUUGGGCGUAUCAUGUACAUCGAUUGAUUGAAGACUAA